AUGGGCUAUAGCCCUUAUAUAAAAAGGGUUAGCCUUCUUGUUCAAAAGCGUCUUGCUGCUUCAGUCCUCAAGUGUGGUCAAAGAAAGAUUUGGCUUGAUCCCAAUGAAGUCAAUGAAAUCUCCAAUGCCAACUCUCGUGCCAACAUCCGUAAGCUUGUCAAGGAUGGUUUGAUUAUCCGCAAGCCUGAAAUCUCUCAAUCUCGCUUCCGUGUCCUUGAACGUGCUGCUGCCAAGCGUAAUGGUCGCCAUAUGGGUUACGGUAAGAGAAAGGGUACUGCAGAUGCCCGUAUGCGCACCCAAGUUAUCUGGAUGCGCCGUAUGCGUGUCCUCCGUCGUUUGCUUGCCAAGUACAGAGAAGCUGGUAAGAUUGACAAGCACUUGUACCACUCUCUUUACCUUAAGUCUAAGGGUAACGGUUUCAAGAACAAGCGUGUCUUGAUGGAACACAUCCACAAGGCUAAGGCUGAAAAGGUCCGUGCUAAGACUCUCGCUGAACAAGCUGAUGUUCUCCGUGCCAAGAACAAGGCUCUUCGUGAACGCCGUGCCAACAAGAAAACUGCUAAGGCUGAAUAAGUCAUUAAAACAUUUAAAUUCAGGGGCAUUUAGAGUGUGACAACCAGAUAUUAAAUAAAAUAAAAUAAAAAAGAGAAGUCCGAGAA
This is a messenger RNA of Gilbertella persicaria, 659 nucleotides long. Its product is annotated as 60S ribosomal protein L19-B. The record is from RefSeq and is a predicted model, not a curated record. Bases 1 to 573 code for a protein of 190 amino acids. Gene Ontology annotation, cellular component: ribosome; cytosolic large ribosomal subunit. Gene Ontology annotation, biological process: translation. Gene Ontology annotation, molecular function: RNA binding; structural constituent of ribosome. Lineage: Eukaryota; Fungi; Mucoromycota; Mucoromycetes; Mucorales; Choanephoraceae. The transcript is spliced from 3 exons.